Messenger RNA from Hyla sarda, 1219 nucleotides. RefSeq names its product lysozyme C-3-like. The record is from RefSeq and is a predicted model, not a curated record. Lineage: Eukaryota; Metazoa; Chordata; Amphibia; Anura; Hylidae. Bases 640 to 1038 code for a protein of 132 amino acids. The transcript is spliced from 9 exons.
CGUCCAUUUCAUAAAAAGAAUCGCACGACGAGCGGCAAGAGACCCAUAUGACAGGAGCGCUGCGCUGUGUGUGAGGGAAGCCGAAUACACAGACUGAUCACCAGCCGCGCUCGUAAUAUGACUCAGCACCGCCGAGUCAGGCACGGGAGUGUGGCGCAGAGUGAAAAUAUUUAGUAUAUACGCUACAAGGAGAUAGGGCCAAGAAUUAAGGAUGGAUUUAUCAAGUCGGGACAAGAAUUGGUUAUCCCAAGUAUUGAAUAUUUUUAAGAACCCAGAGAGUGGGGAAAUAAGCAACACCCAGGGGGACAUUGUUAAAAAUCAGCGCACUAAGACCAAGACUAAGACAUGGUGGAAAAAGGUCUCUCUUGAGCAGUAUCUCCAGAAACAAAUUAUCCCAAGAGGACUGAGAAUUCAAGUGUUACCGGCAUACCCAGGAUGAGGAGAUUUUCAAAAAAUGGGAGGAGUCUUGUCAACUUCAGGAACAAGCACUACUAGCUCACGAUUGUCUAGAAGGGAACUGAGACAGAGACCAAAGGGGAAACAAAUGAUGGAUGCUGACGGUGAUUCGUCCUUGAAGCAGAGGAGGAAUUGUAAGCGCUCAGGGCACAAAAGGAUUUGUUAUUGGAACAAACAGAUGCAAUGGAGGAGGCUCUGACAACUACAACUACCAGCCAGGCAUCCAACCGCUGCACAUGGCUUAAUGCAUUAAAAAAACUUAACUUGGAUAACACCAUGGUGGCAAAUCUCAUGUGCAUAGCCCACCAUGCCAGUAAUUUCAAUAAAUACCAUAGAGCAAAUGAUCGGGCCCAUGGUGUCUUCCAGGUUGGUGCUGGCUUGUGGUGCCAAUGCCCUAAAUACCCAGGCCAGAAUCACUGCCAUAUCCCAUGUUCUGCCUUACGUGACCAAAACCUAAAUGAUGAUAUCCAAUGUGCUGUCACUGUUAUAAAAACCCAAGGAUAUGCUGCAUGGGGUGUCUGGAAACAACACUGUGAAAACAAAAACCUUCAAGAAUAUCUAACGUGUCCAACGACUUGUUAACUUGAUACAAGUGAUGAAAACACCGGAUGACUGAUGAAAUCUCUGGUGUCUCCUCUCUGAAUCACCAAUCACAUGUAAUUGUUCAUCUUCUGAAAUUGUCACAAAAAUCUAACAAAAAUAUUUCUUAAUCUACAAAUCAAUAAAAUCUUUAGAGCAUCAAGAUUCUGUGUUUGCCUAUUGA